CUACUCCGAUGCAAUAGGUGGCGGUAUUCACCUUUAAAUCGUGACCCGCCAUUAAGCCAAACGAAGAAGAAACAGGUCACUUCCGGUAUGCCGUAAAGUGAAACAGGAAAUGAAGCAGGAGUACCAGGAAGUGGUUCUGCGGGCGUGUGGCGCGUCCUCGCUGCGUGUCGGCGCCAGGAUCCAACGUCUGUGGAGCGGCUACGGGGAGAUAGUCCGCCUCCACCUGGAGGGCUGCGAGCGGCCCUCGGUGGUCGUCAAGCACGUCAAGUUCCCCGCACGGGCGGAGGAGAACACCCCGGAAGGCCGCUCGCAGGCGAGGAAGGUCCGGUCCUACGUGGUGGAGACACACUGGUACCAGAACUAUUCCACCCUCAGCUGCAGGACACCGUCCUGUCUGGCGGCUUGUUCCGAUGGAGACGAGAUGCUCAUCGUGCUGGAGGACAUGGACGUGGCAGGAUAUGAGCAGAGACGAACCAGCGUGAAGGAUAAAGAGAUGCGGGCGUGUCUCAGCUGGCUGGCCCACUUCCACGCUCUUUUCCUGGGCGUGGCACCGGAGGGCUUGUGGGCGGUGGGCACCUACUGGCACCUGGAGACCCGCCCUGACGAGCUGGAGGCAAUGGAUGACGCCCAGCUCAGGGCGGCCGCCGGGGACAUCGACAGGACCCUCAGCCGGUGCCGCUUCCAGACGCUGGUGCACGGCGACGCCAAGUUGGCCAACUUCUGCUUCUCCCGCAGCGGACAGGAAGUGGCGGCGGUGGACUUCCAGUACGUCGGCGGUGGCUGCGGCAUGAAAGACGUGGUGUACUUUUUAGGGAGCUGCAUGGAGGAGAGGGAGUGUGACAAGAAGGUUCCGGGCCUGCUGGAGCAUUAUUUCUCCGAGUUAAAAGUGUCUGCGAGCAAAGACGUGGACUUUGCGGCGUUAGAGGAGGAGUGGAGGGAGAUGUUUGCAUUCGCCUGGACCGACUUUCAUCGUUUCUUGCUGGGAUGGAUGCCGGGACACUGGAAGAUCAACAGGUACAGCAAACAACUCACUAAGGAGGUUCUGCACAAGCUGAAGCUUUGACAAGCAGAAACUUCAAACUUUACUCCACUUUGAACAUUUUCAUUUGACACUUUCAGCAAAAACAGUCAUUGCCAUAAAAGUCAAGUAUGUGCAUUAAUACACUCCUAAAUGAAGAUGUAUUACAAAAAUCGGACAUUUGCCUGAAAAUGUAUAAUACGAGCUGGUGUGACCUUUAUGCUGUCACUCAUCGCUGUGUCGUACACACCCCUCGCACGUGCACAAAAUUAGUCCUAGAAAAGUAACUAACAAUUGACAGUCAUGUUGUUGUUAUGAUAGAACAGGAGAGUCCAAAGUGCAGCCCGGGGGUCAUUUGUGGCUCGCAGCUAAUUUUUUUACGGCCUGCAGCACACUCUAAUAAUACUGUUAAAAAAUGUUUUAUUACAACACUAAUUUAAAAAGUGGAUUAAAACGGCAAACAGGUGGAAUAUAGUGAGGAAAAGUUUUUUUACACUGUCAUUGCUCAAAAAUAAUAGUGACUCAAAAUCACUGUUGUUAUGAAUUAUUGACCUAUUUAAGGCUCCAAUUAAUUCACAUGAAAUAUCCCGCAAUGAACAAUUUUAGGGGGAAUUUUUGCAUAUUUUGUUUUUGCCAGGUUUUCUUUGACAAAAAAGGCAUACAAAAACCAAUUAAAAAACAUAAUUGAUAGAGCUGAAGUUGAUUUCGAGAUUAAAGCGUUGAAACUAAAAAAAAAAAAAAAGAGAAUGCCUUAUUUUUAACACUUUUAUAUGUAGGGCCGUUUUGGCCCCCCAAGAUUAUUUUGUGGGAUUUGUUUUUUGUUUUUUUUUUGGAAAAAACUGUGAUCGCUCAAAAAUAAUGAAUGAACGAAUAAAUGGUGUUUUGAAUUAUUGACCUGUUUAAAGCUCCAA
This is a messenger RNA of Entelurus aequoreus (snake pipefish), 1929 nucleotides long. It is a transcript of the gene pkdc, whose product is annotated as protein kinase-like domain containing. NCBI's taxonomy places the organism in Eukaryota, Metazoa, Chordata, Actinopteri, Syngnathiformes, Syngnathidae. The transcript has 3 exons. The coding region runs from base 110 to 1063 and encodes 317 amino acids. The record is from RefSeq and is a predicted model, not a curated record.